Sclerotinia trifoliorum is the source of this 866-nucleotide messenger RNA. NCBI's taxonomy places the organism in Eukaryota, Fungi, Ascomycota, Leotiomycetes, Helotiales, Sclerotiniaceae. The record is from the annotation of a GenBank genome assembly.
CGUCUAAUACUGUAUUCAUCAUCGGAUACCAUUUUGCAGAGCUUGCAGAACCCACCAGCCUAGUCAAUUGAAGCAGAACUAUGCAAGCCAUCGAAACAAGUAAAGUAAACCGCGCAGAGAUUCCCCAACCUUUAUGCACAGCGCUACAGAUUGCAGUUUUCAACAUGUUCAAUGCAACCGGGGUUCAACCGAGCGCGGUAGUGAGUCAUUCUAGUGGUGAAAUAGCUGCUGCGUACGCUACAGAUGCUAUUGGCAUGGAAGAAGCCAUCAUAAUCGCCUAUUACCCUGGAUUUGUGACUACAAACCAAAAGUUGAAGGGGGCUAUGGUUGUGGUUGGACUUGGCUCUGAGGAAGUUAGCGAAUUUUUCAAACCCGGUGUCGUUAUUGCACGUGAAUAUAGUCCUGACUCUGCAAGCAUCUCCUGGCGAUGAAAAUGUUAUUUUGGAUGUCAUCGAAGAAAUAAAACCUCAUUAACAUGGCAUCUUAGCACGCCGACUCAAAGUAGAUAUCGCCUAUCACUUACCUCACAUGAAGCCACUUUCCAGCCAAUAUAGGAAUUUGAUGCAGGAUGAGUUAAAACUCAGAAGUAUCUGUAGAAAGAAUCUACCUGUAUCGAUGUUCCUAAGCGUAUGGGGCGAAAAAUAAGUUUCGGCAGAAUCUCUGUCUACAGAUUAUUGGGUGGCCAACUUGAUAUCGCCGGUACGAUUUAACGCGGCCUUCAAAAUCUUUGUUGGGAACGGAAGGACUCGCAGGAAACAUAUUGCUCGAAAUCGGCCCUCACUCAACAUUAGCUGGCUCUCUUAGACAGAUGUGCGCUACUAUAGGUGCUGCCUAUACCUAUUUUCUGACCUGGUUCGGUCCUCUUA